This is a messenger RNA of Staurois parvus, 6984 nucleotides long. The record is from the annotation of a GenBank genome assembly. NCBI's taxonomy places the organism in Eukaryota, Metazoa, Chordata, Amphibia, Anura, Ranidae.
AUACAGGUGUGUGCACGGAUUGGAUUGGUUGGCUCUCCUGCCUCCUACGAUCAGCUGGUCCGCCAGGUAGAAGACUUAAGAAAGGAGAACUCCCACCUAAGGAGGGAGCUAAAGGACAACAGCAGCCAGCUGAGCCGCCUUGAGCAUGACACAUCGGACAUGAAGGAGGUCCUUAAACAUCUUCAGGGCAAGCUUGAACAGGAUGUUGGCACAUCGGCAAGUCACUGUGACAUACUGGAUCAGAUGAAAGGUGAUGUCCAUGGUUUAUACAAUCAAUAUGCAAGCGCUGGUACAUCUGAAAGCUCAGUAAUGCUGGGUCGGGCUUCUGUAGCACCAUCUCAACAAGCAGAUAAUCCUCAGAAGAAGGGAAGGGCAGAGGGUCGUUCAAGUGGGACUUUAAAAGCAGAACUGGAGAGGGAAAGAUCUCUAUUGUUGGGAGAAAUUGACAAAGAAGAAAAAGAGAAACUCUGGUACUACUCCCAACUUCAAAGUCUGUCCAAGCGCUUGGAUGAGCUGCCUCAAGUCGAAACGUUCUCAAUGCAGAUUGACCUGAUACGCCAACAGCUAGAGUUUGAGUCUCAGCACCUGCGCUGUGUGUUAGAAGAAAGAUUUGGUACAGCAGAUGAAAUGAUGCAAAGAGCACAGAUUCGGGCUUCCCGUAUGGAGCAGAUUGAGCAACAGCUGGAAGAAAAAUGCAAGUCGAACAAACUAUCGAGCCCUGUGCAAAUCUUGAGUCUGUGGACAGACCAGUUCCAGAGAAUAUUACACAACCAGAAGACAACUCAGGGCAGCCAGAAAAUAAGGUAGAGGUGGUGUUCUGGCUUUUGUCAAUGCUGGCCACACGUGAUAAGGAUGACAUGUCACGCACUUUGUUGGCCAUGUCCAGCUCACAAGAGAGUUGCCAAGCCAUGCGAAGAUCGGGCUGCCUUCCUCUGCUACUCCAGAUCCUGCAUGAAACAGAACAGGAUGGAAGAGCAAAGGACUCUCAGAAUUUCAAAGAUGCAAGGAUGAGAGCCAAUGCUGCACUCCAUAAUGUGAUCUUCUCUCAACCUGAUGAAGGACAGGCCAAGAAGGAGAUGAGGGUUCUCCAUAUUCUUGAACAGAUUCGUUCCUAUACUGAAACGUGUUGGGACUGGAUGCUAUGUCAUGAGCAGAAAGAUGGUGCGCUAGAGAGUAGCCCAGCUCCUGUGCCUGUGGAACCACAAAUCUGCCAAGCAAGCUGCGCCAUUAUGAAACUAUCAUUUGAUGAGGAAUACAGAAGAGCAAUGAAUGAGCUAGGUGGUCUACAGGCAAUUGCAGAGCUCUUAGAGGUAGACUACCAGAUGCACAGAAUGACCAGUGAUCCACUCAGCCUGGCUCUAAGACGAUAUGCAGGAAUGGCCCUUACUAACCUCACUUUUGGGGAUGUGGUGAACAAGGCCACACUAUGCUCUCGGCGAGGCUGCAUGCAGGCAAUUGUUGCUCAUUUGGCUUCAGAAAGUGAAGAACUUCAGCAGGUGGCAUCAAGCAUACUAAGGAAUUUGUCCUGGCGAGCAGAUAUUAACAGCAAGAAGAUUCUGCGAGAAGUGGGAAGCGUUAUAAGUUUAAUGCAGUGUGCAUUGCGUGCCAACAAGGAGUCCACUUUGAAAAGCGUGUUAAGUGCUUUGUGGAAUUUAUCUGCUCAUAGCACUGAAAACAAGGCCUCCGUCUGCUCAGUUGAGGGUUCCCUUGGGUUUCUGGUGAGCACCCUUACAUACAAGUGUCAGAGCAACUCCUUGUCCAUCAUAGAAAGUGGAGGAGGUAUUCUGAGGAAUGUGUCCAGCCUUAUUGCCACACGUGAUGACUACAGGCAGAUACUGCGUGAGCACAACUGUCUCCAGACUUUGUUGCAGCACCUGAAAUCCCACAGCUUGACUAUUGUUAGCAAUGCAUGUGGGACACUUUGGAACCUAUCUGCUAGAUGUCCUCAAGAUCAGGAACUUCUCUGGGAUUUGGGUGCUGUCAGUAUGCUACGUAAUCUCAUCCAUUCCAAACACAAGAUGAUUGCCAUGGGAAGCGCAGCUGCUUUGAGAAACCUGCUUGCACACCGGCCUCUAAAAUACAAAGAUGCUUCUGUAAUUUCACCAGGAUCUUGCAUGCCUUCACUAUACAUGAGAAAGCAGAAAGCUUUGGAAGCAGAGCUUGAUGCAAAGCACUUGGCUGAAACUUUUGACUCUAUGGAUAAACAAGGACUAAAACCUCAACCAAUUAAGGGCCCUUUACGGCACAUAGAGAGUCUAGUAAAAGAUUAUGCUUCAGAUUCUGGCUGUUUUGAUGAUGAUGAAAUACCAAACACUUCCAUCAGUGCUGAAACAGGGAAUUCCUCUGUACUAUCUAUGUACUUAAACUCCUCCUUUACUCAGGGGCAGAAUGUGCCAAGAACUGGGUCUUUGAGGAAGGGUCUAGAUACAGAGAAAGCCAACAGCAUUAAACCAGAUCACAGGAAACCACAGGAUGAGAUCACUAUUGCUGACAAACUGGCAAGUUGUACAGUGGCAAAAAUAGAACGUUUGGUAGAAGAUAUCUCCACAAUGCACACUUCCUCUGAUGACAGUUUCAGUCUUAGCUCUGAGGAUCAUUGUGUUGACUGGCCCUAUGGCUCUGAUGAGCUUCAUGAAGCAAGGGCUCAGUCAUGUUCUCCUUGUAGACUAUCAGAGAACAGUGGCUUAGUAAGGAGAGAAAACCUAAGCAGGGCUCAAGCCCUGUUGCGCUUGAAAACAGCUUACACAAGUCUCUCUAAUGAUAGUCUGAACAGUGGAAGUACAAGUGAUGGAUACUGUCCUAGAGAACAUAUGAAGCCUUGCAGUAAAGCUGCAUUUAUGGAUUACAAGGAAGACUUGCAACGGUAUCAGAAACGUCCUAGUCGGCUUGAUUUAAAAAAUAUGUUCAGCAUAAAGUCUGAAAGAAAUGACAUGGAUGGUCAUGUUAAAGAAGAGCAGAACAAGGAAGAACAAAGUGGACAAAUCAGUUCUAGAAAAAGACAGCUAUCUAUCCCUGGACUGAAGAGCAUGGCUUUAGAACAGGCACAAGAAGAAACUACUAUGGACAAUUCCAGCAACAAAUUUCCUGUAGACACCUCUGUGCAUACCAUAAAACUUUCUCCUUCUUAUAAGCAUAUUUCUGGACUUGACAGCUUAACAAAGAAUGGGACUGGAUUUUCUGGUAACAUUUUGCAUCAGACACUUUCCAUGAAGAAAAAGGCUUGGUUGCACCCAUCACAAACGCCCGAUACAGUUUCAAAAGCUUUAGAAACAGCCUCUGCUCAUUCUUCCUCAAAUGGAGAGCAGGAGUCACUGCAAAAAUAUGCAGUUGAAGGGACUCCAAUAUGUUUUUCUAGAUGCAGUUCCCUCUCCUCCCUUUCAUCUGGAGACAACCUCUUGGAUGGACCAAGCCGGAGUGAAAAUGAGAUAGACAGUGACUCCUCCUUGGAAAUUCUUGAGGUAGAAGAUGGCCAAAUGGAUCUUAAUAGGUGCAAUCGAGGUAGACAGAAACUUAUGGAGAAAAAUGGUGUUUCUCCUAGUUCAACUCAGCCUAUUGCUAUUCCCCCAACAAAGCCAGAAAAACAUUUCCUCCGGGACCUUUCACCUUCAAGAAAUGAAGAUAUGACACCAUCAAGCUCCUCAGAAAACUACAUUCAGGAGACACCAUUAGUAAUGAGUCGUUGCAGCUCAGUCAGUUCUUUAGGAAGCUUUGAGAGUCCUUCUAUUGCUAGUUCAAUUCAAAGUGAUCCAUGUAGUGAGAUGAUCAGUGGAACAAUAAGCCCCAGUGAGUUGCCAGACAGCCCUGGACAGACCAUGCCACCAAGUAGAAGCAAAACCCCAAGUUUUGACCCCAGUAGCUACCAAGAAAAGGAGGCUAGUCAGUUCAACAUUCAGUGGGAAAACAAUGUGAAAAAGUUCAUGGAGAUAACUGAUUUUAAGGAAAGAUUCCAGAUUCCAAGAGAUAUUGACUCAAUGAUUUACUUUACAGUGGAAAAACCUACAGAAAAUUUUUCAUGUGCUUCCAGUUUAAGUGCUCUUCCCUUGCAUGAACAUUAUAUCCAAAAGGAUGUGGAACUUAAACUGAUCCCCCCAUUUCCUGAGAAAAAUAGUUUGAACUUUGUAGCACAUGAAAAAUGUGGAGACAGUCAUGAAGAAAGAAUCCUGGGAUUUAUGAAAAAAUCUGAAAUUGAUCUUGUUUCAGAUGAUGAUAUUGACAUUCUGAAAGAGUGUAUCCACUCUGCUAUGCCCACAAAGCUAUGUAAAAUGAAAACAUCAAUGCUUUCUGGACACCUUGUGAAUGCUCAGACCAAAAAACCAGUUCAGCUGCCAGUGUACAUGUUGGUUCCUGCUCACACACAGCUGGCAGUAAAUAAAGGCUUUGGUACCAAAAAGGAAUUCAUUACCGAUAACUCUUCUUUCACAGACUCGGCAGAGGGAACACCUGUGAACUUUUCCAGUGCAGCUUCUCUUAGUGAUGAAACUCUGCAGUAUCCUAUUAAAGAAAGUCAAGACAUCAGACAAAGGCCAAGUAGUCGAAUGCAAAUGAGAGAUGUAGGAGCAAUGUUAGAUAGCCAUCAUCAGAGAGAAGAGAGAACACUGUUUUCAUCAGACAGUACUGCAGGCUCAGCAAAGAUCAAUACCAAAUCUGGCAUAUCUAAAAGUGGUGCUUAUACAAUGAAAAUACAUCAAACAGCAGACACAUUAAAGAGCACUGAAACACGCCAUAGAAAUUCUUCCAAAUUUAUUGGAAAUGCUGAGAGAGUAUCUGCUUCAGCUAGUCCCUCGAGACUAGAAAUAAAGCAAGGAGAAAAUGUUCAUGGGAAUUUAGCUUUCCAGUCUUUUUGUCAUACUACACCAACAGAGGAAGCAGUAUACUGCUUCUUUGAGGAUGAUGUUGGAUUGAUAAACUCAAGUAAAGAUGUUCAGAGGAUGAAAACUGAGCCAUCUAAAUCUCCAAGAAAAUAUCAGUAUUCUGGAACAACAAAGCGAGAGGCCAAGGAGCCUGUAAGUAAAAGUAAAUUGUCUACCUCUAAGUUCAGUAAUUUUAUAGAAGAUGAGCCUAUGCCUUGUUAUUCUCUCAGCUCUUCAAUGAGCUCCCUCAGUGACAUAGAGCCUGUAAGCACGCAGUGUAAGUUAAAUAAACCCAUUAAAAAUUUCUCUAGGCAACAAGGUUGGACAUCUACUACUCGUACUGAGAGGAAAGAUUCCUCAGCUAACCACACAUCAGAUGAAGAAAAAAGUUCUUCAGUGAUGCCCAGAAAGAGAAGGCUCUCAGCUCGGAAAAGAAAGCACAAACCUAAAAAUAAUGAGAAAAAAGAAGUUCAGCUAACCACAUCUGGGGAUAAGACACAAGUAGGUGAAGACUUGUCUGAUUUAGAUAGUGUGGACUGGGAAGCAAUUAAGGAAGGGGCUAACUCAAUAGUUAGCUGGAUACAUCAAGCUGCAGCUUCUAUUUCUGGAGAAUCAUCAGCUAUUUCCAGAGGUCCAUCUUUUGACUCCCUUAUGUCUAGCCCUUCCAUCUCCACCCGACAAAGUUUGUAUGGACAGCACAAGCAAAACAGCGAUAGGUCUCUGAGUUCCAAAAAUGGGACUUCAAGUCAACUAUCUAGUAGUAGUGAAGGCUCCAGAAGUAACAGAGGAAGGAGAGUAUUUAAUCAAGGCCAAAAGCAAACUUCUAAUAUUCCCAUGGUCCUUCGUGGAAGGACAGUAAUCUACAUGCCAGCACAAGAUAAAGCAACAGGUAGCAGGCAAUGCUACCAGUAUAAUCAACCUCAGGAAGAUACAAAAGUCACUAAUUCUAUGCGUUCUCGGAGUCUUCACCGCCUUGGAAAAUCUGAAAUUGCAGAGGAGAUGACAUUGCCAAAAAGAAGCGCAACACCUCCAGCUCGUAUCAGUACUGUGCCAUCUCACAACUCCUCUAGCAAUCCCACACCUUCUCGAAAAGCACAAUCCCCAGUGACCCCACCUUCUCCAAAGUCAAAAGGAGUAAGGAAUCCUCAGACUCCUGGGAAUAAAACUCAGAAGUCCCCUGUACGAAUCCCAUACAUGAGGAAAUCAAGUCCUCGAGCUCCACCUGGUCCAUCCCCACUGGCUAUAGAAUCUUUGAGUGCUAGUUCUCGUCAGAGCCCCAGCAAAAGGCCCACUGCCCAAAAUGGUCGUCUUAAUCAAAUGCGAAACAGUGAGACUGACAAAUCAGGAAUGCUGCGUCAGUUAACAUUCAUCAAAGAAUCAGCAGGAGGAAUGAAGCGACAACAUUCUGAUUUGUCUGUAUCACAGAGACAACACAGAGUUCCCUCCCAAAACAGUGCUGCUUUACCUGCUGUUUUUCUCUGUUCCUCUCGCUGUGAGGAACUCAAAGCACACAAAUCUCCCAAACCUAAAUCUCCAUCAUCCCCAAGCCGUCCACCACGAAGAACAAGUUCUGAGAGUCCAUCUCGACUUCCUGUCCGAAAUAUGCCACCACCACCAGAGCCUUUCAAAAGAUAUUCCUCUUCCCCUCACAUUAACCUUCCAUGGUCACGUGUAGAGGGAAAGCCAGGCCAUAGCACCUCAAAAAAUGAAGAUAAAAGAGUUCCAAGGAUUGACUCUUCUCCAGGCUCAGGGAGAGCAACUUGGAGAAGAAUCCGUGAUGAAGAUAUUCCACAUAUACUAAGAAGCACUUUGCCUGCCUGUGCAUUGCCACUUUCUGAGGAGCACAGUGAGCCAAGAAGGAAAACAAGUGAUGCUGUAGUCCAGACAGAGGACAUCAACAUAACCAAGACCAAUUCCAGCACCUCACCUACAAUAGAGAGUAGAAACAGGACCAGCAUGCAUGAACUCUACAAUUAUGACAGAGUCAGGGAAGGGGACCUUAUCUGUUGUAAACUUACCUACAAGCAGACACAGCUCCCCCAGUAGGGCAGCCAGAGUUACUCCAUUUAACUAUGUACCAAGCCCUAUUGUAACAGCAACAAAGGAGACAGCUGGUAAAGUAACCAGUGAGUGA